AUGAGUGUAGCUUCGCUUUUUCGCAGCCCCCUAAAGGGUAAACUGCUCAACAAAGUGAAAAACAACAAAGGCUAUCUACCAUACAGGACGGUGACGAAACGGUUUGGAGAACUUCACCAGCCAAGAACAAAAAGCGAAAAGAAGAGUCACCUCGAAAUGAUUGACGAAGUGUACUUUGACAUGGCGGACGCGAUGAGAGAAAAGAACAAACUUGAAAUGGAAGAAUUUAGCAGCCUACAUAGAAACAUUUCCGAAAUUAUAUUGAACCAUAACACAUCUAAGAAGAACGAAGUUGUGAAGAACAUCAUGCGAUACUGCAUCGAGUUGAGUCGAAGUAGCAAAACGGACGAUCAAAGAAAUAAAAAAGAAAAAAAAAAGGGGGGAGACACGACCAAAGUACAAAUAAUGGAAGAAGGAGCAGAAGAAGUAGAAAAAGAAGUAGAAGAGGAAGAAAAAAAAAAAGACGUCCUAAAUAUCAUCAAGUGCAACAUAAAAGACCACUCUAGUCAGUUCAACUCAUGCGAAAUAGGAAUCAUCCUGAAGUGCCUCCUCAAAAUCAAAGUGAACGAUCCAUACCUGGUCAACACACUACUGCAACAUUAUUUUAGGCGAAAUAUGAAGUUUUCUCAGUAUGGGUCUUUAUAUGUACUGUACGCCUUUGCCAAGUUAAAGCUACUACCUGAGCAGGAAAAUAAAUUCAAACUGUUGUGCGCAGACAUAGUGAAAAAAAUUGACAAUUUUGAGUUCAAAAAUUUAUGCUUAAUUUGUAACUACUUGUCUGCCUUGUACAACUUUAACAGAUUUUACAUAAGAAAUGUCGUGGAGCAGAUAUGCUCAUAUCUUAUUGGGAAAAGUUCACACAAGGAACACCCCCAUGAGGGACACGCAGGUGUAUACCCUGAUUCAGUGUGGUGUCCCGAUUCGAUUCAUUACGUGGCGAAUGCAUGUGCCAGGGUUAACCACUUGAACAAAGAACUGUUUCAGUUUUUGAAGGACAAAAUUGAAGAGAAAGCCGCGUACUUUUCCAUAGACCAGCUGGUUUCCCUAACCAAUGCGUACAGCAAAUUCAAAAGUGCAGAAGAGGCAAACUUCCUGACUUUAUACAUACGUAUAGCAGAAGAAUUAAUAAAUAAAUCGUAUUUGUUGAAACCAAGACAUUUGAGCGUUUUAGCCAACUCGUUUAAUAAUGCAUGUGUGCUACAUGAAGAACUCUUUCACAUCAUUACUCAAAAUAGUUUACUCCUUUUGAGUUCUUUUGAGCCAAAACAGAUCGUAAUGAUUAUACAUGCGUACGUAAAUAUCGGCUUAUCAAACAAUGCACUUCUAGAGUCCAUCUGGAAUACUGCCGCGGUAUUUAUUCACGAGUACACUCUCCAGGAGCUGUCCAUGUUGUUGCAGGCCUAUACAAAAAGUUCGCAACACCGACAGGAUUUCUUCCAUCAACUGAGCAGCAAAAUUUAUUUGCUCCUUACGACGUCUUACCCAUUUCUGGAACAAAAUGGGACUGUCAAUUCUGUAACGUACACUGAUCAGAAGUACGUGGAAAUGAUCGGGAAGGCCAAGGGGUUUGAUAAUUUAACUCCAGAAAGGAUCACAUCAGAAAAGCUCUUCUCAAUUUUAUACCUUCUGUUUAAUCACCAAUAUUAUUGCAGUUAUGUGGAUAACCUCUCAACCAAGCACGGCGCCAAACACGAUUGUCGUCUCCAUUCCGGGGAGCACAUCCAAAUUGGGAGCCCUCCAAAGGGACCACCAACAAGGAAUGAAUUCAAUUCAAAUAAACAUCUUAACAGCUUUAGUGGAUACACGUUGAAUGACCCAAAAAACGCGUCAUACACUUUUUUGACCAGAACCGUGGGGAUGGAAGAACUUCCUCAAACUACUCAUUGUAGUGGUCAUUACAGUGAAACGUCUCCUUUGAUCACAACCUUAUCUGGUAAAACCAAACAACAGAAAAGUGUCGAUCCAAAUGAGGAUCCGAACCCAGACAGGGGUAACACCCAAGUGAAAGAUCUCCAUGAGAAUCUCUCCCCCAGCGUAAACAACCCCCCGUCCGAGGUACCACAAAUAAACUACUCUAACAGCUCAAAUAACCAUUCCUUGGACACAGACAAAAUGGAACAACUGUUAAUAACACAUCUGAGUAAAGACAUAAAUUCCACCUUGGUGUGCUCAAUAAUUUAUUCCUUAAUUAAAGGGAAUUGCUUGCUCCAGUACGACUUGCUCAUAUGUCUAUGCAAAUUAGCAUUCAUCUUUGUCAAGCAGUUUAAAACUUCAGAGCUAGCCAAUGUGUGUUCUGCUCUGUCAGAGGCUUACGUACGUGCAUCAGAUGAAAAUAAUAGGCAGAAUGAGCUCAUAGCGAAAUGGCAAAAUGGGAGGGACUCGGAAGAAACCGCUGAUGAGGGAGCUGCUUCGUCUCAAACUGUCUCAACAUCAAGCCUGCGGAGCCCCCAUGAGAAAAACAAAACUGAAAAGAACGGACCAACCUACGAUGAACAGCUGUACAAUUCGUCGAAGCAAUAUUUAAUCAUGUGCACCCUCUUUUUCGAUAACGUGCAAUCCCAUUUGGGAAAGAAAAAAAGUUCAUUUACCGAUGUGCACAGUACGUACAAAUUGAUAACUGCAUUCGGCGGUCUGCGGAUGAGCAAGUACUCCUCCAUAUCCUUGCAUUUAUUUAGGCUCUCCCUCCUGGAGAUUAAGAAUUUGUCUUAUUUGCCCCUCCAGAAGAUGGCAAACGCGUUCAUGGAAAUGAACGUCUACAAUGAAGACGUCUAUGCAUUUAUAAACAAAAUACAAAAGACGAAAAAGAACAAGUGA
Messenger RNA from Plasmodium inui San Antonio 1, 2814 nucleotides. RefSeq lists its product as hypothetical. The transcript is spliced from 2 exons. Bases 1 to 2814 code for a protein of 937 amino acids. NCBI's taxonomy places the organism in Eukaryota, Apicomplexa, Aconoidasida, Haemosporida, Plasmodiidae. The record is from RefSeq and is a predicted model, not a curated record.